CUUUAACGUAAACGGUGCUUUCAAGCGGUUGGAUCCUAAAUUUCUUUCUGUUUAAUUUUUUAUUUCUUUACGAAUUUAAAAGAAAACAACAAAAAGUGUUUGCAGAGUUAGCAUAAAAAUAAAUUAAAAUAAAUUACAAUUUUUUUAAAUAAAUUUCAUUUUAAAAAUCUUUAAACCAAAAUGCUUUUUGCAUACUAAAUGUGAUGCUAGUGAUUGACAAAUUAAAAUUUUUUAAGUAGAAAACUUUUUUUAAUUUGAAACAUUAGAAAUUAGAGUGUUUUAACUAAAGACAUGUUGAAAUUUGUAAAAUUUUGUUUGUGGCUGUUAAUGCUUUUGCAUUGUCUGAGUGUUUUGGUGGGUGAAGAUAAAUUGGUGGACUUAAAUGCCAACUUAACGGAGAUUAAUGAUGAUUUAUGGCCUAAAAACGUGAGCCAGCUGGAGGAACAUAAAUCAGCUGAUAAUGAGGAAUUGAAAGCAAAUGAAGAGAGCAGCAGUGUUAAGAGUAUAGACACAGAAGCUGUACCCAAUCCCUUAACUGCCACCGACACUCCUCUAGAGUCCUCUAAUCGCACGGGCCGCCAACUAUAUUAUAAUCCCACCAUCUAUUACAUACAAAAUUAUGCUACCGAAGGUAGCAAAUGUGUAAACUCUCGAGGUUUAGUGGGUGUUUGCAUGAGUUUCAAUAGUUGUGUGCAAGCACAAAGACAGAAACGGCAAGUAACCCUGCUCGAUGUACAACAGUGGCCGCCCCACCAGCAAGUCUUGCCCUAUUUCCCUCCACAGUUGCAACAGCAAGAGUUUUGUACAUUUUAUGAUCAAUUUGCUAGAUCCUCAUAUGGAAUAUGUUGCACGGGAAUACAAAAUGUAACACCAGUGGGUUUGGCUCCAACCGAUUUACCACAGGCUGAGGAACCAGAAAUGCCCGAAGAACAGAGCAGCCAUAAGCCUGAACAUGUUGAUGAUUCAGAAGUUUUAGAGGCCGAUUUGAAUAGUUUUCAGCCAGAGCCACCACAAUAUGAUAACACGGACAAUACCAUAGAUUAUGAUCCCAUAGAGAAUUUAAAACAGGCUGCUGUUUAUAAUAAUUACAACAAUUAUAUACGUUACCCCUGGCCUCAGCAGUUUGUGGGCUUUUCGGGGGUACAGCAAUGGCCACCACCAUUGCCCACACAUCCACCCUCUCUGGACAGUUGGCCACCACCAUUGCCUACCCAUCCACCCAAUCAUCAUUAUCCCACUCAUGCUCCGGUAAGUGGAGGUGGAGGGGGAUCACAUUAUAGGCCCACCACUACUACAACCACCAGAAGGCCUUACACCACCACUACCACACGCCGGCCCUCCUACCCCAGUUAUCCCACUCAGAGACCUACCACUAGCACAACUACCAAGAAACCUGAUAUUGGUGGUCUGGGUCUGCCAUUGCAAUGUGGCUUGAAGAGUGCUGAAAAUCCCGAUCAAGAAAGAAUUGUGGGCGGCACUAAUGCCAGUCCUCAUGAGUUUCCCUGGAUAACGGUUUUGUUCAAGUCGGGCAAGCAAUUUUGUGGUGGCAGUUUGAUAACAAAUAACCAUAUUUUAACAGCAGCCCAUUGUGUGGCCAGAAUGACCUCCUGGGAUGUGGCGGCCUUAACCGCCCAUUUGGGUGACUACAAUAUACGCACCGAUUUCGAGGUAAAACAUAUAACACGACGCAUUAAACGAUUAGUUCGACACAAGGGCUUUGAUUUCAGUACAUUGCACAACGAUGUUGCCAUUUUAACGCUCAAUGAGCCCGUGCAAUAUACCAAAGAAAUCCAACCCAUUUGCCUGCCCACCUCCACGGCCCAACAAACUCGCAGUUAUAGUGGCCAUAUUGGCACCGUGGCUGGAUGGGGUAGUUUAAGGGAAAAUGGUCCUCAGCCCUCUAUAUUGCAGAAAGUACAAAUACCCAUUUGGACCAAUACUGAGUGUGCCCAGAAAUAUGGCAGAGCAGCCCCGGCUGGCAUAAUAGAUUCUAUGAUUUGUGCCGGCCAAGCGGCCAAGGAUUCUUGCAGUGGAGACUCUGGCGGUCCUUUGAUUGUUAAUGAGGGCGGCCGUUAUAUACAAGUGGGCAUUGUUUCCUGGGGCAUUGGUUGCGGUAAGGGUCAAUAUCCGGGGGUAUAUACUAGAGUUACUUCUCUGCUGCCUUGGAUUUAUAAAAAUAUUAAGUGAUUAAAAUGAUUUUAAAUUAAUAAACUACUUUUUUAUAUGUGUAAAAUAAA
Calliphora vicina (urban bluebottle blowfly) is the source of this 2237-nucleotide messenger RNA. Its product is annotated as lethal (2) k05911. The transcript is spliced from 6 exons. The record is from RefSeq and is a predicted model, not a curated record. Gene Ontology annotation, biological process: proteolysis. Bases 292 to 2187 code for a protein of 631 amino acids. Gene Ontology annotation, molecular function: serine-type endopeptidase activity. Lineage: Eukaryota; Metazoa; Arthropoda; Insecta; Diptera; Calliphoridae.